Planococcus citri (citrus mealybug) is the source of this 2210-nucleotide messenger RNA. RefSeq lists its product as uncharacterized. Bases 286 to 1533 code for a protein of 415 amino acids. Lineage: Eukaryota; Metazoa; Arthropoda; Insecta; Hemiptera; Pseudococcidae. The record is from RefSeq and is a predicted model, not a curated record. The transcript is spliced from 7 exons.
UAUGCGGAGCGAUGCAUUCGUGGUCCACUGUUUGUGAGCGACAAGAGUCAAUCGGUACCCAGUAUCAGGAUAAUUUUUAUCGGUGUUAUGGAAUCUCUCCAUUGACGCGAAAGAGACUUCGACUUACACCUCAUAUACCAAUUUCGUAUCGCGACGAUCGCGCGCUUUUUUUUUUCGCUAAUCAUUCGCAUACCUUUGGGAUUAUUAUCGCCUCGUACGCGUCUGAUAAUUUUCAACUAUAUUUACAAUAAUAAUUACUUUCGUCUUAUUCGAAUAUCCAUCGACAUGAAGUCGUACUUCGGUUUGAUUACCAUUUUUUUGCACGUAUUUUUACAAAUUUCCACCAAAUCGAACGCUGCCUCUAUUCCAUCGCGUAACUCGGGAGUUAAUUGGAUAACUGAAGAACUUCAACCGGUUCAAAAUCAUUCAAAUUCGCCAAUUAUUGAUGCUCCCUUGGAAGAUAUGGCCAGGAAAUUGCUUCGUAUUUUGGACGAAAUGUACGGACUGAUUGAUAUUAUGCCGGCCGACGAUCCGAAUAUAAAUAAUGAUGAAGGGUACCAGCCAAGUGUUCCACAUGUCGCCAAUGGUAAAAAUAUGACUUCGACGCAGAAGAAUGAUUUAAAUAAACAGCGUUACUUGGAUUACUAUAAACAAAGAAUAAUACAGUUCACUGGGGUAAUUCCAUCAUCGUCAUCGAAAUCGGUGGAGAAUAAUCUGAGGAAUCAACAACUAGAGCCGUUAAACGAUAUCACCAGGAAGGCAGAGGAAAGACGAGAAUUAGCUGUAUUUUCAGACAGUCCUCGAAUGAUAAGCUUAUACCCAACAUGUAACAAUUCGAAUAUGGAUGAUCCAUUGGCCACUGCAAUACAUGUGACAUUUGAUUUAAGCAUGUCGAAGCCAUCGCCGGAUAUCUUCAUGAAUGUGACUUCUGCAGUUUUGAAAAUCUAUAAGAAGCCUUUGAGGAGGGACUCUACCGGCUUACCAAUACUUGAACCAAAUAGUAAUGUUACAUUUAUGGCGGUAUAUUACAAAAACGCCCAUAACAAGAAAGAUCCUACCAAAAAAGGAACCAAACUCGGAGAACAAACCUUAGGAGUCGACGAAGAAAGAUGGACGGAAUGGGAUAUAAAAAGAGCUGUGUCUGCAUGGUACAAUACGUCAAGAAAUAAUGGGAUUACGAUCAAGGUAGCAGAUGACCAAAUCCGUUUGCCUGCUCGCGAAUUUUUUAACAUCCCGAUAAACUGUUCUUAUAUAACCGAAUGGCCUAGGCUGAUUCCAGAAGUAAUUAGAAACGGUUCGUAUGCCGGCAUUUCGACCAGUCUGCCUUUUUUGGAUAUAACUGUUCAGGAAGUACCUAAGAAAGAAAUUAAGUUUACUGAAAAAGAACAAGAGUUUUUGAGCGGAGUUGAUGCAUUGAAGCAGAAAGUAAACGGAGAUUAUCAUUCUACGAACUCGAGCACGGAGCACAGGAUAAGACAUCAUAAAAAGAAUAAGGAUAAAGAUACGAGCAAAGAAACGGAUGUUAGUGCGUAAGAGUAAAGGAGUAUGAAAAAUUUACAUCGCAGCUUGUAGUAUAAUGUUAUGUAGAAAAAUUGUUCGAUAAUUGUUAAGUAACUUCUAAGCGUUAAAAUUUAAUUAUUACUUCAAACACAGCAUUGGUUUUUAUUUUGCAUUUUCCUCCUUUUUGAUAAUAAUUUACAAAUUUACUGCUUUAAAAAAAAUACGACAUUUUGUCAAGAGUAGAACAUAACGUUAAACAUUGAUCGCAAGUUUUUUUUUUUUAAUAUCGCACACGAAGCAUUGGUAUUUCGAAUAUUUUAAGAGAGCAAUUAAGGUAAUAUAGUUCCUAUUAGAUGAUAUUCCACUUUUGUCUACAUCUUGCACAAAUACAAAUAAGUGUAAGCCUACCUUCGGGUGAAUUAUUCAUUUUUUGUAUUUAUCACAUAAGCAAUCUCAACAAUGAUUCGUCUUCGUAUCGCAGCAUGUUUGGAAAAGAUAUAUGUAUUUAAUCGCUGAAGAAACGUAUCGUAGUUCCUAUUGACUUGUAAUUUUCAUGUAAAUUUAAGAAAAUAUUUUAAAUUUGUUACGCGCACAGCGAUUGUUAUAAUUUACGAGUUUUUAAACCUAGUUUGUCUUUGUACAUAUUGUGGAAGUAUUUAGUUUUUAGAUACAAUUGUAAAAACAUAAUUACAAAUAAAUUUAAAAGUACA